AUGUUCUUAACACGAAGCGAAUACGAUAGAGGUGUCUCAACAUUCUCACCGGAGGGCCGUCUAUUCCAAGUCGAAUACUCCCUUGAAGCCAUCAAGCUCGGCUCUACAGCAAUUGGAAUACAAACCAGUGAAGGUGUCAUCUUGGGUGUUGAAAAGCGUGUUACUUCAUCCUUACUCGAAUCCAGCUCCAUUGAAAAGAUUGUUGAAAUCGACCACCACAUUGGUUGUGCCAUGAGUGGAUUAACAGCAGAUGCACGCUCAAUGAUUGAUCAUGCACGUGUACUGAGUCUCACGCAUAACUUGUACUACGAUGAACAAAUUGGUGUUGAGAGCUUGACUCAAAACGUGUGUGACUUGGCAUUGAGAUUCGGUGAAGGUGCUAGCGGUGAAAAGAGAUUAAUGUCAAGACCAUUUGGAGUUGCACUUUUAAUUGCCGGAGUUGAUAAACAAAAAGGACCACAAUUAUACCACGCCGAGCCAUCGGGGACUUUUUACAGGUACGAAGCCAAGGCGAUUGGUUCAGGAAGUGAAGGUGCUCAAGCAGAAUUGAAUAACGAAUACCACAAGAGUUUGACAUUGCAAGAGGCUGAGUUGUUGGCAUUGAAGAUAUUGAAACAAGUAAUGGAAGAGAAAUUGGACUGUAAAAAUGCCCAAUUGGCUAGUGUCACUAAAGAAGAUGGGUUCAAAAUUUAUAGCGAUGAAAAGACUGAUGCCAUCAUCAAAGUGUUGAAUGAGCAAGCAACAGAUGAAGACGCAUCAAUGAGUUAG
Molecule: messenger RNA, 768 nt
Organism: Lodderomyces elongisporus
Lineage: Eukaryota; Fungi; Ascomycota; Pichiomycetes; Serinales; Debaryomycetaceae
Gene: PUP2
Product: proteasome core particle subunit alpha 5
Exons: 1
Coding region: 1-768 (255 amino acids)
Biological process (GO): proteasome-mediated ubiquitin-dependent protein catabolic process
Cellular component (GO): proteasome core complex; proteasome core complex, alpha-subunit complex; nucleus
Source: RefSeq, a predicted model, not a curated record